GUUCUUCACUACACUAGCUAUAUUAGCUAUACGCAACGUAGCUGGUGUGUACUGGUGUGUGCGUUCUUUUUGGUUUUUUUUUUUUCGGAAGCAGCCCACGGUGCAUCAAGAUUUUUGUUUUGUUGCUGUACGUCUUUCACGGUGAGCUGCCAUGUCGUACAUGCUGCAGCAUCUGCACAAUGGCUGGCAAGUGGACCAGGCCAUCCUGUCGGAGGAGGACCGGGUGGUGGUCAUCCGCUUCGGCCACGACUGGGACCCCACCUGCAUGAAGAUGGACGAGGUGCUCUACUCCAUCGUGGAGAAGGUGAAGAACUUCGCAGCCCUCUACUUGGUGGACAUUUCCGAGGUGCCAGACUUCAACAAGAUGUACGAGUUGUACGACCCGUGUACAGUGAUGUUUUUCUUUCGCAACAAGCAUAUCAUGAUUGACUUGGGUACGGGCAACAACAACAAGAUCAACUGGGCCCUCGAGGACAAGCAGGAGAUGAUUGACAUCAUCGAGACCGUGUACCGAGGAGCUCGCAAGGGUCGCGGUCUGGUCGUCUCACCCAAGGACUACUCCACCAAAUACCGAUAUUGAGUGUUGUGGAAGCAUAGCUGGACCCUGUUGUCAUGUGAUCUCGUUUUCAGGGGUGAAGGAUUAAAAGCUUUCGCCGUCUCGUU
Messenger RNA from Rhipicephalus sanguineus (brown dog tick), 663 nucleotides. RefSeq names its product thioredoxin-like protein 4A (gene Dim1). Gene Ontology annotation, biological process: mRNA splicing, via spliceosome. Bases 152 to 580 code for a protein of 142 amino acids. The record is from RefSeq and is a predicted model, not a curated record. Lineage: Eukaryota; Metazoa; Arthropoda; Arachnida; Ixodida; Ixodidae. The transcript has 3 exons. Gene Ontology annotation, cellular component: U4/U6 x U5 tri-snRNP complex; U5 snRNP; spliceosomal complex.